AUGAAUCUACAGCACAAACAACAGGGAACAUGCAGUCCCAAGAUGAUGAGGUUAGCUACAGGGCUGAUGGGUAUGUGCCUUGCCGGUUACAUAGCUGUCCCGCCAAUUUAUUGGCACCUCUCCGAGACACUGACUUCCGUAGGCCACUUUUCUUGUCCCCCUUGCGACUGCGAUUGCCCUGAUCUACCCCUUUUCUCCAACUCACAAGGGUUGAACUUCAGUUUCUUUACAGAUUGCAUGAAACAUGAUCCCGAAAUGAGUGAAGAGACGGAAAAGAGUUAUGUGGAUUCGUUGUCCGACGAGUUGAAGCAGAGGGAAGCUGUAGCUCUGGAAAAUCAGUACCGCGCCGACAUGGCACUGCUGGAGGCUAAAAAAGUAACGUCACAGUAUCAGAAGGAAGCAGAAAAGUGCAAUUCCGGGAUGGAAACUUGUGAGGAGGCCAGGGAGAAGGCAGAAGCAGCUCUGGAAGUGCAAAAAGAGCUCAGUGAGAUGUGGGAGAUGCGGGCUAGGCAAAGAGGAUGGAAGGAAGCCACCAUCUGAUCAUAUCAUCUUAGGCUCAUUGUAGAGUCGUGGUGCAAAGCUUAUAGCAAUGCCCCGAUUGAGUUGGGAACUGUGAUCCUACUAAAUUUAAGUUAAUCAAAUGUCAGAGCUUCAAUUUGAUCCCCCAGAUUAUCAAAUCACAAAGCCUUCUUCAUUUGCAACACCACUUCUUUCCUUUGUUUUUCCAGGAAUGAUGGAUUGCAGAAGUUGGAUGCAGGAGUAAAGGAUUGUGUGUAUAUGGUUAUAAAACUCAUUAGCCAACAAAUUACAAGUAUAAAUUGCACCUUUGAACUUUCCAAGUUCUUUACAACCUGAAUGAGUAUAAGAAUGGUCUUUCAGAGUUGAUGGCAACUCUAGCUAUCAAA
This is a messenger RNA of Coffea arabica (coffee), 905 nucleotides long. RefSeq lists its product as uncharacterized. Lineage: Eukaryota; Viridiplantae; Streptophyta; Magnoliopsida; Gentianales; Rubiaceae. The record is from RefSeq and is a predicted model, not a curated record.